This is a messenger RNA of Bipolaris maydis ATCC 48331, 405 nucleotides long. The record is from RefSeq and is a predicted model, not a curated record. Lineage: Eukaryota; Fungi; Ascomycota; Dothideomycetes; Pleosporales; Pleosporaceae.
AUGCGUUAUACACAUACUACUAACGCUAACAGCGACUUAGAGUUUAAGGAUAAGGCUAAAGAAAUGCUAGAUCUCAAUCCUAUAAAUAUUAUAGGUGCCGAGACCAACCUAUGUCCUAUUAGUUCGCUCGAUCUACCUACAAAGUAUAAUAAUAAAGAGGAUAAGGAUUUUAGGCCUAGGCGAAGCUUUAGAAGGCUAUGGUUAAGAAGAUUAAGUCUGCUUAGGCGGAAGAGGUUCGCUCUGCUAGUAGGGCUAGUUGGUCUGCUGCUAGAGAGGAAGGCUGCUUGCCGCGCUGCUGCUGCGCAGGCUUCUUAUGGAUCUGGUGAUGGUUUGGCUAAUAAUAGUAGUUCUUCUGCCUCUAAUGCUGCUGCUGAUGGCCCUUCGAAUAGUAGCAAUGCUGUAUAA